AGCUGAUGGUGGGGCUGGACAGAGAGUCAGAGUGGGAGAUUCGGCAAUGGGGAGAGAUACAAAAGCCGUGCUUUCCUCUCCUCCUCCGUGUGCAGCUCGUUUCUUCGUGCAGAGAGGGGCAGUCGGCUGUUGCUAUAUAAAUAACUCAACCCCUCUACGCCCGUCCUGACCCUCCAUAAUCAUCCCGCUUCUUUCCACUCGCGCUGUUUUGUGAACUAAGAGGAAAAAAUGUCUGCCCAGCAGUUUCAUCAACGGCCUCCGUUCCGGGCGGAGCACCUAGGCUCGCUACUUCGUCCAGAUGACCUUCUCGCUAAAAGGACUGCCUUUGAGAAGGGAGAGGUCACCAAGUCGGAGUUGGAGGCGGUUGAGGGGAGGGAGAUUAAGAUGAUCGUCGAGACCCAGAAACAGCUUGGAUACUCGGCCAUCUCGGAUGGAGAGUACUGCAGACACAUGUUCUGGGGCACCUUUUUCCCUGGCCUGGACGGGUUUGAGGAAAUCAACGACAUCGACAUCGAUCAGUUCCGUCCCUAUAUUCCGGACAUUGCUGCGUUCAUCGAGGCGAACCACAAGCCUGGCGAGAGCUGUAUUUGUGUCGGCAAAAUCAAGCACGUCGGCAGCACGUAUGUCGACCAAUUCAAAUACCUCGCCAGCCUGGUACCUACAGAGGAGGUGAAGAACCUCAAAAUCACCCUUGCUGCACCGAACUGGUAUCAUCUGCGUUACCGGGAGGGUAACGCCUAUCCUAAGGAAGUGUACGCUUCUGACGAAGAGUACUUUGGUGACAUUGCCAAAGCCUAUCAAGACGAAUUGCAGAUUCUGUACGAUGCCGGCUGCAGGAACGUCCAAUUCGAUGAUCCCAAUCUUGCAUACUUCUGCUCGGAGAAAAUGAUUGCAGGCUGGAAGGCGGACACAAUGAACAAGUACUCCGUCGACGAGUUGUUCGACAAGUACAUCAAGCUGUAUAAUGAUUGCAUCGCCAAGCGUCCUGCUGAUUUCCACGUCGGUAUCCACCUCUGCCGAGGCAACUUCGUCAACAGCCGCCACUUCUCCGAGGGUGGUUAUGACCGGAUUGCCACCCAGCUCUUCCAGGAGUUGCACGUCGACACCUACUACCUCGAGUACGACACCCCCCGUGCCGGCGGGUUCGAGCCCCUCAAGGAGCUGCCCCGGAACAAGAACGUCAUCCUGGGAGUGGUGACGAGCAAGUUCCCCAAGCUCGAAGACAAGGAGGAGAUGAAGAAGCGCGUGCAAGACGCCGCCCAGUUCAUUGCCGAAGGUAACGGCAUCUCCAUCGAGGAGGCCCUGAACCAGGUGGGCGUGAGCCCCCAGUGCGGCUUCGCCAGUCACCGCGAGGGCAACGAUAUUGACUGGAACGGGAUGGUUGAGAAACUGAAGCUUGUCCGCGAGAUCGCCAACGACGUCUGGCCGGGCCAGCCAUAAGCUUAUUUUCUACACCUUUUUGAAUAAAUCCCAAAACACCUUUCUAUUUUCCUAUUCUAUCAUACACAUUAAGGCACCCCACACCGUCAAAACAUAUAAAUCCCAUCUUCUACUCGGCAGGCCCGAUGAUGUUGGCUUCCUUAAUGGCAGACCUCUUGUGCGUAUGGCUGUUUUCAAUCUGCCAAAAUCAGCGGACAUUACAGUUUUUCUAUUUUCCACCAGCAACAUACCUCGUAACGGGGCUCUUCCCUCGACGCCUCGACGUUUCGGCCCGUAAGCUGGGUAGGCACAGUGCUAACUUCACGGACUAUACCGACG
Penicilliopsis zonata CBS 506.65 is the source of this 1758-nucleotide messenger RNA. RefSeq lists its product as hypothetical. Bases 229 to 1440 code for a protein of 403 amino acids. Lineage: Eukaryota; Fungi; Ascomycota; Eurotiomycetes; Eurotiales; Aspergillaceae. Gene Ontology annotation, molecular function: 5-methyltetrahydropteroyltriglutamate-homocysteine S-methyltransferase activity; zinc ion binding. The record is from RefSeq and is a predicted model, not a curated record. The transcript has 3 exons.